This is a messenger RNA of Acanthopagrus latus (yellowfin seabream), 2954 nucleotides long. RefSeq names its product zinc finger protein 239-like. The coding region runs from base 213 to 1340 and encodes 375 amino acids. The transcript is spliced from 3 exons. Gene Ontology annotation, molecular function: RNA polymerase II cis-regulatory region sequence-specific DNA binding; DNA-binding transcription factor activity. NCBI's taxonomy places the organism in Eukaryota, Metazoa, Chordata, Actinopteri, Spariformes, Sparidae. Gene Ontology annotation, biological process: regulation of transcription by RNA polymerase II. The record is from RefSeq and is a predicted model, not a curated record.
CCUGGCUGGGUGUGUGUUGUGGUCUGGAGCUGUGAGCCUGGCUGUUGUUGCUGGAGCGUUACGUCACACUGACUGCAGGUGUCCGUGUGUCUUCCGCUCACUCAGUCCCGUCAGGGAAACACACAACCCAGUUUGUUUCCCCGUCUUCCGCUUGAAAUAAGCUGAGACAAGCUGACGGGAAGGACGAUUACUUUCACUCAUAAGCCAGGGACAUGAGUUCUUCAGAGGAGUUAAAACACACAGACACAGACAGGACCAAGCCUCACUGUCAGAUGUGUGGGAAGACUUUUCGUCGCAUCUGUAAUCUCAGAAGACACGAACGCACUCACGCUACAGAGAAACUCUAUCACUGUGGACAAUGUGGCAGUAUUUUCAGCCAGCUAAAUGCAUACAAGCAACACCUGCAGGCCCACAGUGAAGAAACAUCAUAUUGCUGCGACCAGUGUGGGAGUAAUUUCAGCACCCAGAGUUCAUACAGAAAGCACCUGCGUUGCCACUCUGCUCCAUACCAGUGCAAACAAUGUGAAAAGACUUUCAUUUACUUCAGUAUUUACAAAAUACACAUGCGCGUUCACACAGGAGAGAAACCAUACUGCUGUGACCAGUGUCCAAAGAGCUUUAGCUUUUUGAGCUCAUAUAAGCGACACCAGCUCAGCCACAGUGGAGAAAAGCCGUACCAGUGUGACUUUUGCGGGAAGAGUUUCACUCAGUCGGGGCAUUUCAGUCUGCAUCUACGUAAUCACACGGGAGAGAAACCAUACGAGUGUGACCAGUGUGACAAGAGCUUCAGUGACUUAAGUAGUUAUAAGAUACACAUGCGCAUCCACACUGGAGAGAAACCAUACUGCUGUGACCAGUGUGGGAGGAGUUUCUCACAGCUAGGCAAUUACAAAUCACAUAUGCGUAUCCACACAGGAGAAAAACCAUUUCGCUGUGAGUUAUGUGACAAAAGUUUCUCUAUUUCAAAAACGUAUAAGCAACAUGUGAACACUCACACUGGAGAGAAACCAUACCAGUGUGAAGAAUGCGGGAAAGGCUUUGGCCGACUAAGCAACUACAUGCGGCACCUUCGUAUCCACACUGGAGAGCAACCCUAUAGCUGUGAGCAAUGUGGGAAAUGUUUUAAUAGUUCGUACAGUUACAGCCGACACCUACGUGUUCACACUGGAGAAAAACCGUACUGGUGUUCACUGUGUAAGAGACUUUUUACUCGAUCACAGUCCUUAAAGAAACACCACUGUGUUGAAGUAGAUGAAGAUGGUUCCACUCUGUCUAACAAAGAAGCACAUUCAAGCUGCUCACCAACUGAAUCAACAAACCAACAGGGCCCAAAAAUAUAAGAGUGUGUCUGUUCAUGAUAAUGAAAGGACAUGUUAUUAAACUAACUUUGUUAAUUAAGUUUUUUUAAUGAAAACAUGGAGACCUCAGGAAGAGUAGCAACUGUGUAAAUACAGGAGCUAAUGGGAAUAUUAAUAAAAGAACAAACAAACAACCACAUCAUCUUAUGAAAAUGUGUGAUUCAUUGAUGUGUUCUUUAUUAAUAAAGUUAUUUGUCACUGAGGAAUAGGAUAAAUUUGGCUUUGGAUACACAAAGUAUUUGAUAAUAUGACAUUUCCAUUGUUUGUUUUUCUGGUCUUUUUGUCUUUUCAUUGGACACAAAUGAAAAACAUGGAAUAUAUCACCACCCUACAUUUUAACUAAGUCUUUGGGAGUCUGUAAGAAUCUGCCCAAAACACUAAGAUCACAGAAUAAAGGCCAGAGGCCUGUACUGUGAAGCAAGUUAUACGUACCCAGGACACACCUUUUUUUUCUUAUCUUGGUCCAAAACUGUAAUGGUGUUUUGGCGGUUUCAUUAAGGUUUUCCACAUCUAGCCAUUAGUAAAUUCACAUAGAGGGGCAGGUGUUCAUAGCAAAUGACUAAUCCCAAAAAGUCUUCUGGCACAAGUGUGGCCGAAAGUGGGGGAUCAAAAAAUUUCUGAUUCUGAUUGAAAGGAAUUUUUAAAUGAAAACAAAACUAUUAUAUUAUACAAAAUGAAAGCUGCCAAAUUCAGGAAGGAGAGGUGGCUAAAAGUUGCUCCAAUGUGUACAUGAAGAGGCUCGUCGUAUGCCUUGUCAAUAGAGUUCACUCAAUAUAAUAUUGUUGUACAUAAGUACAACAAUCGAGGGCCUCAGAGCUUAAAUUGUGCUCUUUUGUUUGAUGGUGUUGGUAUACAUUGGAAUACAAUUACAUUGCUUGCAACCAACAAGGAAAAAUUAAAUGAAGAGGACAGGAGAUGGCCUCUAUCACAAUCCAUGGACCGAGCACUAGGAGAGCUUGUAUGGAUGAUGAAGGAUUUUCUAUUAAACAGAUUGGUUAGUGGAUGGUGACUUCAUAUAUGCUGAUCUGUUAUCUUGUACAAUCAGCUCUGAAGCAGCUUAGGUGUGCAUUAUUAUACAUUUCCAUUAAGUGGCCCAAUAGGAAGUGAACUACUGUUGCUGCCCUGGAAAAUGAAGGGUUAACACCGAAGUUACCCAGUUACACCAAUACCUGCUUCAAAGCAUAGGCCUUGGUCUCAGGCUGCAAGAAUAUAAAUUGGCGUUUUGUAUUAAUUCAAAGUUUAUUUUAUAUGAAAAGAUAAAUAAUGUGUUUAUUCUAAAGCUUAUUCUAUUAUGUUUAAUUCAAUAAUGGAUUUGUGUGAAGUAUAUUCACUUGUGUUAUUUAAUCCCCAAUCUUUUUGGUCUUCGGCAUUAAGAAUUGUAUAAUAUACCAAAGAAUGGAAAUGGAUUUUCCUGUUUCUAUUGUUUUGUCCCACCUACUGUGCAUGUUUGACUUUAAAAUGUAACCCUGUUUGUUUUUGGAAAGUACUCUGUAGUUGUUUUAAUAUAGAUUGUUGUUAAUACAGGUUCCAAAAUGUGACUUUAACUCACAACUGUCAACAUUUCAAUUUAGGAGCAACUAAAUACAACAAACAGUU